CCGGGAGGGGCGCUCGCGCCUGCGCGCGGCCCAGCCCCUCCCGGCGCAGGCGCGGUGGUGGAGCGGGGGGUGUCGCCGCCGCCGCCGCGGCGCGGAGCUGCCAUGGAGAAUAAUGAAAGUAAUGCUAAGGAUGCGAAGACCAUGUUGGCUGAAGAUGACAGCGGAGACGUAGUUCAACAGAAGGCUCGGGAAGAAAUUCUUUUCCAUGAGGAAACCAUUGAUCUUGGUGGAGAUGAAUUUGAGUCUGAAGGGAAUGAAACUGUAUCAGAAGAUUCAAAUAAUUUUGUAGAUAAACUUAAUGAACAAAUGAUGGAGAGUGUAAUUAUUUCAGAUUCUCCAAACAACAGCGAAGAUGACACAGCUGAACUUGGUUGUCUCCAGGAGAUAGUAGAACAGAUGGAAGCUAAAGAUACUCAAAAGACACAAGAAGAAGUGGAUAAAGAAGAGUUUUUAAGUAACGAGAGUGAAACUGAACACGAAGAAACACCCAAAGACAUUUCUGAGAUCGGAACAGAUGAUCAGGCAUCUUUAAAGGAAGAAUCAAUUCAAGAAGCAGUGAAGGAGGAACCAACGUUGAGAAACAACAUUCAUGUUGAAGCAAAACCAAGUAAUACUGGUGAAAGCCAACCUGAGGAUGAGACAUCGUCACCUAGUACUAGCAAACCAUCUUCUGAGGCUGAGCCUAUUCCUGUGUGUACCAUCUUCAGCCAAGCAAACAAUGUUAAUACGCAGCCACAGUUGUUCCUACCUGAUGGUUUUGAGCCUCAGAUGGUAAAAUCUCCCAGUUUUAGUAGUAUAAUUGAGACUCCUGUGAAGUCUAAUCCACAGGUGGUUCAACCGAGUCCGAGUCUAAGCAAGUUCUUCGGCGAUACUGUUAACACUAAUACUUUAGCUUCUGAUUUUUUUGAUUCAUUUACCACAUCCAAUUUUAUUUCUGUUAGUAAUCCCAAUGCAAGCUCUUCAGUUCCAGAACAAAUGUCUUCUAUUUCUAACGGUGGAGACAGUUCUUGCACUUCAUCUAAUGCUACUUUCUCUGUGCGAAAUGGGAGACCUGAAGCAGGUGGUCCUCCAUCGUCUUUAGAAAUAACUCAGUCCCCCAAGCCGUUCUCACAAAUCCAAGCUGUUUUUGCUGGGAGUGAUGACCCUUUUGCCACAGCCUUAAAUAUGAGUGAACUAGAUAGAAGAAAUGAUGCUUGGCUUCCUAGUGAGGAAACCAGAAAUGUUCUAAUUUCAGUUGCCACACAACAGUACAGCACUGUGUUCAUAGAUAAAGAGAAUCUCACCAUGCCUGGAUUAAAAUUUGAUAAUAUCCAGGGAGAUGCAGUAAAAGACUUAAUGCUUCGCUUCUUGGGGGAGCAAGCUGCAGUGAAGAGACAAGUUUUAAACGCCAACUCUGUAGAACAGUCAUUUGUAGGCUUGAAACAGCUAAUUAGCAGUAAAAACUGGAGGGCAGCAGUUGACCUGUGUGGGCGGCUUCUAACUGCACAUGGUCAAGGCUAUAAAAAAAGUGGGCUACCUACUAACCAUACAACAGAUUCUUUACAGCUGUGGUUUGUGAGACUAGCACUGUUGGUUAAAUUGAAUCUAUUCCAAAAUGCAGAAGUGGAAUUUGAGCCAUUUGGAAAUUUAGACCAGCCUGAUCUUUAUUAUGAAUAUUACCCUCAUGUAUACCCCGGACGAAAAGGUUCUAUGGUUCCUUUCUCCAUGCGGAUUUUACAUGCCGAACUUCCUCAGUACCUAGGUAAUCCUCAGGAAUCACUUGACAGACUGCAUAGUAUGAAGAUAAUCUGCACCAAGAUACUAGAAAAUUUGGAACAAGGCUUAGCUGAAGAUGGAAGUAUGACUAACAUUACACAGGAGAACAGACAAGCCUCUGUUCAGCUGUGGAGGUCACGUCUGGGCCGGGUGAUGUACUCCAUGGCAAACUGUCUGCUAAUGAUGAAGGACUAUGUGCUUGCUGUAGAUGCUUACCACACUGUCAUCAAAUAUUACCCACAGCAAGAGCCUCAGCUGUUGAGUGGAAUUGGAAGGAUUUUCCUUCAGAUUGGAGACAUAAAAACUGCAGAAAAAUAUUUUCAAGAUGUUGAGAAAGUGACUCACAAAUUGGAUGGACUACAGAGCCAAAUUAUGGUUUUAAUGAACAGAGCAUUUCUCCACCUUGGUCAGAAUAAUUUUGCGGAAGCUCAUCGAUUUUUCACAGAAAUUUUAAGGAUCGACUCAUCAAAUGCUGUGGCCAAUAACAAUGCUGCUGUUUGUCUUCUUUAUCUGGGAAAACUGAAGGAUUCCCUCCGGCAGUUGGAAGGAAUGGUACAGCAGGACCCUAAACACUACCUACAUGAGAGUGUUCUCUUCAACCUCACCACUAUGUAUGAACUGGAGUCAUCCCGCAGCAUGCAGAAGAAGCAGGCACUUUUAGAGGCUGUAGCUAUCAAAGAGGGCGAUAGCUUUAAUACUCAGUGUCUCAAGUUAGGAUAGAUCAUUUCCAACUGAUUUUUUCCAGCAAGGCUGAUUUUUUAAAUUGUAUAUACUCUUGCUAAUGUGUAAAUGUGAAAUAAAAUCUAUUCAGUUAUGAAUAUUCAGUGGCAUUACUACAGAAUCUGUUGUCUCCAACAGUCCUAUCAUUGUGAAGACUUUGUGCUGACCUAGACCCAGCUUCAUCCCUACAAGUCUCUUACUGUUUAGUUAUUCUUCAUUACAGUGUACUAUAUAGAGAGAGUCAACUCCUCAGAUUCUUUUUAUAAGAAAAACUGAAUUUGAACUUAUAUUGUCUUGAUGAUUGUAACAGUUUUUCAGUAAUUAGUGAGCAAAUCACAUGAGCUGAUUUUAUCAGGUAAGAGUUACUGACAGAAUGUCAGUAUGUGUAUUAUAGAAAUGAAAUUCUGAAUGUACUUCUCUUCCCUUGCUUCUGCUGUGUGUGUCUCAUUUUGCCCCCAUCCAGCUAUUGAGUAUUAUACCUUUGUACGUCCACUGCUCUCAAAGGAGGUUGCUCGAUAGCCACCAUACAGAAUCACAGCAUGAUUGAGGUUGGAAGGGACCACUGGAGAUCAUCUGAUCUGGAGAUCACCCAGUCAGGCAGGGCCACCUGAAGCAGGUUGCCCAGAUGGCACAUGAGGGAGCCCCACAGUAGGAAUUUCCCACAGUAUGAGGGACUGUAUCAUCUGAAUGAUACUACAUGGUCUCUCUAUACUUUCUUAGUUUUGUGAUACCAUUAAAUCUUUUAGGUUAAAGCAUUUGGAUUCUGGAAAGCUGUGGGUAGGAGUGGAGGAUUUCUCUAUUCCCAAACUAAGGCUUCCUUCUAUACUUCUUCCCUCUCUUCUACUCCCUGGUCAACAUCUCUAUUCGGAAGUUACCAGCAGAUGUCACGAGGUUGUUCUAAAAACCUUGUGCGUGGGUAUUUCAGCUCUUAGUAUACUACAGCUGUCUUCCUCAUGCCUACCCUAGAGCCUGUGGAUUCCUCUCGGUGGAGACAGGCACAGCUGCUCCUCUCUGGCGUUCUGCUGGGUGGAGAAAGGAGCACUGCCAGGUAGGCAGAGCGGAAACACAACCCAUUCCAGCUCAGCUCCUCGCCUGUUACCAAGUGAAAACACCAUGCAGAAAGUAUUUCCCAGGGGAAAGGAUGGCGAGACUGAGGCAGAGGUAUCUCAGGGCUGGCUAGACCAUGCGGAGUGGAAGCAAAUGGGGUGAUGCGGGGCAGGACACAAGGCAGUUAUUGAUGCAACAGGACCAACAUACAGUGAUUUCGGCAUCCCUUGGAACACAGAGUUUUGGUAUCCCAGAACCAGUGUGGUAUCGAUGUAUUUCACAUCUCUGCCCACAUUUCUCCCUUCAUCUCUAUUGUAAAGAUUGAAUCCAGACACUCCCACUCCUUGUACAUGAAUACAAUAUAUAGUUCUGUUUAUUUUUUUUACUGUUUUGAGAUUUAGCGUUUAGUGAAUGGAGUAGCUUCUUGUCAUGUAUCACUGCCAUGGGACAAUUCUGUAAGUGUAUUUGUUACUUUUUUUAUACCACAUCCAUCAAUUAGUUCUUACUGUCUUUACCCCCACCUGUAUUUUUAAGUAACUAACAACUCAUUUUUAUGUUUGUCCAACUGGAGAUACUGUACAGGGUCCAAACAGUUGUCCCUGAAAAUCAGGUGGUUUGAAAACUGCUGAAAGCCGGACAUGCAAAAAAAAAAUGAGGAUGUCUGAAAAUCACCAGUCACCUCAAAAGACGUAAGCCUACAGCUUUUCUCAUACAGAGAGAGAUUUUGUUCCAUUUUUACAGGAUACGUAUGUUUUACAGGUCAUACUUGUGCUCUGAAACAAUGGCUAUUUAUGUACCAAUGAACUGAAAAAAAUUAAAUCAGUUGGUAUUUCUGUUUCUGG
Molecule: messenger RNA, 4364 nt
Organism: Tyto alba (common barn owl)
Lineage: Eukaryota; Metazoa; Chordata; Aves; Strigiformes; Tytonidae
Gene: TRAPPC12
Product: trafficking protein particle complex subunit 12
Exons: 12
Coding region: 103-2475 (790 amino acids)
Cellular component (GO): Golgi apparatus; TRAPP complex
Molecular function (GO): protein binding
Source: RefSeq, a predicted model, not a curated record